Messenger RNA from Aspergillus brunneoviolaceus CBS 621.78, 410 nucleotides. RefSeq lists its product as uncharacterized. The record is from RefSeq and is a predicted model, not a curated record. NCBI's taxonomy places the organism in Eukaryota, Fungi, Ascomycota, Eurotiomycetes, Eurotiales, Aspergillaceae. The coding region runs from base 27 to 203 and encodes 58 amino acids. The transcript has 3 exons.
CGGACCUUGGAAUGCGGGGUUUUAGCAUGUUUCAGGGCGAGCAUCACCCAGUCGGGGUCAAUCAACAUCCUCGGUUUCGAGAUGUCCAACACGCCAUUGGCAGUCUCUGCUUGCUUUCACUCUUGGUGCUAUGUUUCAUAGUUAUAGGGGCUGUAGGCCAAACUUCAUUGUCAUUAGACGGUGAUCCUGGAGGUGGAGGGUAGUGUUAUCGCCAGACUAUCUGCUGCUAUUAUUGUAUAUUCAGCUAUAGUGAUAAUCCCUCUUACUGGGAACUAAGUGAGCUCAUGUGUCUAAGAAUCAGGUCUUAGGAGAAAAUUCAGGUGAAACAUUCUGCCAUCUACUGUACAAAACAGCAGGGGGUCGGUCUCUUGCCUGUGUUGGAUUAUUGCAUGGUUCAAUAAGCUUUGCUG